Molecule: messenger RNA, 1184 nt
Organism: Panicum hallii
Lineage: Eukaryota; Viridiplantae; Streptophyta; Magnoliopsida; Poales; Poaceae
Exons: 1
Coding region: 108-1184 (358 amino acids)
Source: RefSeq, a predicted model, not a curated record
CAGUGCCCCACGCCGACUCCGACUCGAACGCCACCAACGGUCCUCCUCGCCAUCCAUCGCCGCGCCGUCGCCUAUAAAUUCUCGGCGGCGCUAACGUCCACGGCCGUAUGGCGCACCCCAGCACCGACCCGGCGCGCGCGGCGGCAGCAGCCAUGGCGGACGACGCCGCCGGCAGCAAGGAGGAGCAGGCCUGGAGGGCGCAGGCGCUCGCCGAGAAGUGCUUCCUGGCGGGCAACGUCCACGGCGCCAGGCAGUGGAUGCAGUCCGCGGCCAGGCUCGCGCCGGGGCUCCCCGGCACGGCGCGGGUCGCGGCGGCCUACGACGUCCACGCCGCCGCCGCGGCCGCGCGGGGGGGGCCCGAUUGCUGGUACGCCGUGCUGGGCCUGCGGCCGCCUGGCGGUGGAGGGCCGCGCGUCACCCGCGACGACGUCAAGCGGCAGCACCGCAGGCUCUGCCUCCUCGUGCACCCCGACAAGAACCCCUGCGCCGCCGCCGACGGCGCGUUCAAGCUCGUCCAGGCCGCCUGGCAAGAGCUCUCCGCCAGGCACCCGCCAACCAACCCGCACCUCCGCGGCCACCGCAGCAGCGCCAGCAGGCCCCACCGCCGAGGGCGCCGGAGCCGCAGCCGCGGCCGCGGUCUCAGGUCGUGCAGAUGCCGCGGAGGGCUCCGGCUCCGCCGCCACCGAGGGCUGGGGCGCCGACGACGCCGAGCGCCGCGCACCAGGCGUCGAGGCAGAAGCCCCCGGAGAAAGUCUGGCGGAGCUCGCCGCUGCCUCCGACGGGCCGGAGGCCCACUUCGCCGGCCCGGGACAAGUGCCCGGCUGCGGCGCGUGCACCACCAACGGGGAGAGGAGCUUCCGGUGCGGGAGCUGCCAUUGGAGCCCCAUGGACGAUCGGCCGCCGGACGACGACGACGACUUCUUCGAGGACGACUACUACUAGGCGUUGCUGCGCUCAAGAUCUUGCUGGAUGGGUCGAACAAGAACAGGUUCCAAUUUGGUGUUGUGAGACGUGUGGUUAGGGUUUAUUUGUGCGCUGGUGGUUUGUGGAAUUCUUCUUCAUUGUCUUGGGUACGCUUUGUGACAUGGGAGACGUUACAAGCAGCAGUACAAGCUUGGAAUCCUCCAAAAUCGCAAGAUAUUAAACGAUGUGUUGUACUGCAUCAAGUUUCAGAGGCAAAGUGA